Brenthis ino (lesser marbled fritillary) is the source of this 1614-nucleotide messenger RNA. NCBI's taxonomy places the organism in Eukaryota, Metazoa, Arthropoda, Insecta, Lepidoptera, Nymphalidae. The record is from the annotation of a GenBank genome assembly.
AUGUCCAGCCAAAAAGUAGAAGCUGGCGAGAAUGAGAGUAAAUUGAUAGAUCUAGAUAGUAUAUUAGUAAAUGAAGUGGGUUCGUUUGGUCGGUAUCAGAUACUGACAGUGUUAUUGGCGGCAUUACCUGUCAUAUUUUCAGCUUUUGCGGCUGGAGAGUACAUCUUCACUAUCGCCAGGAUACCAAGCAGAUGUUUAAUUCCACAAUGUGACGGUGAAAAUCCAGAAUUUGCCCCAAGCUGGGUAUUAAAUGCUAUUCCGGGAUCAAGUAGAGACAACUUUGAAGCGUGUGAAAGAUAUCCCAACAGUUCUCAAGUGAUCGAGGCAACCGACGUGUGUCCCGCGGCUUGGUUCGACCGAUCGCAGACUGUGCCUUGUGAGAGAUAUGUGUAUGAGAAUACUCUUACUGUGGUGUAUGAUUUUGAUAUGGCGUGUGACGAAUGGAAGCGUUCACAAAUCGGUUCCAUCCGUACAAUCGGUACUUUACUUGUUCUUCCCAUCACCGGAUAUAUUUCUGACCACUGGGGCCGACGCGUCGCUCUCACUCUCAACGCCUUCAACACUGCUUGGAUUGGUCUCGUGCGGUCUUUUGUGAACUCUUACGAGUGGUUCCUUGCACUUGAAGUUAUUGAAUCUACUUUAGGUGCUGUAACAGAGUUGGUGGGACCAAAGUAUCGUGUAAUCGUCGGAGCCACUAUGUCUACAAUGUUUGCACUUGGACAAGUGUUCCUCGGGCUAAUCGCUUGGGGAGUGCAGCCGUGGCGCACUCUUACACAGGUGCUGUACGCACCACAGUUACUUGUCGUUUCCUACUUCUGGAUUCUUUCAGAAUCUGUGCGUUGGCUCAUGAGCAAGGGUCGCUACGAAGAGUCUGAAGCGAUCUUGAAAAAAGUGGCUAAGGUAAAUAAGAGGGAGUUGUCAGAAAAAUCUUUGCAACUUCUCCGAGAAUCGGCAGAGGCCGAAAAACUUAUUGAAAAGCCUAAAGAGACUUGGCUAGUAGUAUUAGUUUUCAGAUCAAAAAUUAUAUUAUCUAGAUGCUGUGUUGCACCUAUUUGGUGGAUAACUAAUACUUUGGUGUAUUACGGAAUGUCCAUCAAUGCAGUGAAUUUGUCAGGAAAUAGAUUUUUGAACUAUGUGUACGUAGCUGCGGUGGAAAUUCCUGGAUACUGGACAGCUAUUUUACUAUUGGACAGAAUUGGAAGAAAACCUGUGUUGAUUGGUGGAUAUUGGCUUUGUGCGGCGUGCCAGUUUGGGUUUGCGUUUAUCCCAACAGGCUAUGAAGAACUGUCUCUAACAGUGUAUUUAAUUGGCAAGUUCUCCAUCGCCAUGGUGAUGACGUCAAUAUAUGUGUACACAGCCGAGUUAUUCCCUACCAGAUAUCGUCACAGUUUGCUCGCCUUCGCUUCUAUGUUAGGUCGACUGGGAUCUAUCACUGCGCCGCUUACACCAGCCCUGGCCCUCGAAGUCUGGGAAAGUCUGCCAUCAGUACUAUUCGGAUCAAUGGCUCUAUUAUCAGGACUGCUUAUUUUCACUACGCCUGAAACACUUGGCACUAACUUACCUAACACCAUAGAAGAAGCAGAACAACUUAGCUCUAAGAAAAAAGUUACUGCA